This is a messenger RNA of Stegastes partitus (bicolor damselfish), 5303 nucleotides long. Its product is annotated as sodium channel protein type 2 subunit alpha-like. Gene Ontology annotation, cellular component: plasma membrane; voltage-gated sodium channel complex. Gene Ontology annotation, molecular function: protein binding; voltage-gated sodium channel activity. NCBI's taxonomy places the organism in Eukaryota, Metazoa, Chordata, Actinopteri, Pomacentridae. The transcript has 27 exons. The record is from RefSeq and is a predicted model, not a curated record. Bases 1 to 5190 code for a protein of 1729 amino acids. Gene Ontology annotation, biological process: sodium ion transmembrane transport; neuronal action potential; membrane depolarization during action potential.
AUGUGCACCAUCCUGACCAACUGCUGCUUCAUGGCCAUGUCAGAACCAGCGUACUGGGCCAAGUACCUGGAGUACACCUUCACAGGCAUCUACACCUUCGAGUCGCUCAUAAAGAUCCUGGCCAGGGGGUUCUGCGUGGGACCGUUCACCUUCCUGAGGGAUCCGUGGAACUGGCUCGACUUCAGCGUCAUCGUCAUGGCAUAUGUGACUGAGUUUGUGGACCUGGGUAAUGUGUCAGCCUUAAGGACGUUCAGGGUGCUGCGAGCGCUCAAAACCAUCUCGGUCAUCCCAGGCCUGAAGACCAUCGUCGGCGCCCUGAUCCAGUCGGUGAAGAAGCUCGCCGACGUCAUGAUCCUCACCGUCUUCUGCCUGAGCGUCUUCGCCCUCAUCGGUCUGCAGCUCUUCAUGGGAAACCUGCGGCAGAAGUGCGUCCGCAGCACAGCGCACUGCAUCAACGGCAGCCUGCCGGCCAACGCCUCCUUCUACUGCAACAACAAGACCUGGACCUCCCUCAAGGACUUCAUCGACGACGAAGACAACUUCUACAAGGUGGAGGGAGCCAAGGACGCCUUAAUCUGCGGGAACAGCAGCGACGCCGGGAAAUGUCCGGACGGGUUCGACUGCCUGAAGGCGGGAAGGAACCCGAACUACGGCUACACCAGCUUCGACACCUUCGGCUGGGCCUUCCUGUCGCUGUUCCGCCUCAUGACCCAGGACUACUGGGAGAACCUGUACCACCAGACGCUGCGCUCGGCCGGUAAGACCUACAUGGUGUUCUUCGUGGUGGUGAUCUUUCUGGGCUCCUUCUACCUGGUCAACCUGAUCCUGGCCGUGGUGGCCAUGGCCUACGAGGAGCAGAACCAGGCCACCAUUGCCGAGGCCUGCCAGAAGGAGCGCGAGUUCCAGCAGGCCAUGGAGCGGCUGAAGAAGGAGCAGCAGAAAAUCCUCGACUCCGACUCGAUGAUGUCACCGGACCUCUCGCCCUUCGGCCCGCCAUUGGACGUCCUGGAGGAGCGGAGGCGGAGCCAGGCGCUGGUGGGCGUGGCCGACGUGGAGGUGAACCUGUCGGAGGAGAAGCUGCUGCAGGUGGACAUGAUGGACGGAGGAAAGCCCCUCCACCCGCUGCUCGCUCGGUCCUUCUCCUCCAGGACUCGGAGAAGCAGUCAGGUUUCCUCCAUCUUUAACUUCCGUCUGAGGAGUCGGGGGUCGGAGGGCGAGAUGGCCGACGACGAGUACAGCGUCCCGGGCGACGUGGUGGAGGGCGUCGGCGGUCGGACCUACAGCGGCGGCACCUUCAGCGGCAUCCUGCCCCAUCCGUGGCCCAAACGGAGGCCGAGCACCUACAGCACGGCCAGCCGGAGCUCCCAGGUGUUCUAUCCGACGCUCAACGUCAACGGGAAGCUGUUUGUGGCCAUGGAGCAGAACGGGGUUUCCCCGCCGCCACUGCAGGGGCAGCUGUCGGGCUGCACCAUGGAGAAGGUCAAGGAGGAGAGUGUGCCGACGUCGACCACGGAGCUCAGCACGAUGCUGCUGCCGCGGCCUUCGUCCACGCAGGACUCGGAGCGGCGGGGACGAGCUCUGAGCGCCGCCAGCUACCUGACCGACGCCAUGGAAGAGCUGGAGGAGGCCCACAAGAAGUGCCACCCCUGCUGGUACGUGUUCGCCCACCGCUACCUGGUGUGGGAGUGCUGCCCCUGCUGGCUGAGGGUGAAGCAGCUGGUGAAGGUCAUGGUGAUGGACCCGUUCCUCGACCUCGCCAUCACCGUCUGCAUCGUGCUCAACACGCUCUUCAUGGCCAUGGAGCACUACCCCAUGACCGACGAGUUCAACGGCAUGCUGAGCAUCGGGAACCUGGUGUUCUCGGGGAUCUUCACGGCUGAGAUGGUGCUGAAGAUCAUCGCCCUGGACCCGUACUACUACUUCCAGACGGGCUGGAACAUCUUCGACAGCAUCAUCGUGUGCCUCAGCCUCAUGGAGCUCGGCCUGUCCGACGUCGAGGGCCUCAGCGUUCUACGUUCCUUCAGGCUGCUGCGAGUCUUCAAGCUGGCCCGCUCGUGGCCGACCCUCAACACCCUGAUCAAGAUCAUCGGUAACUCCAUGGGCGCCCUCGGCAACCUGACGCUCGUCCUCGCCAUCAUCGUCUUCAUCUUCGCCGUGGUCGGCAUGCAGCUGUUUGGAAAAAACUACCAGGACUGCGUCUGUAAGAUCUCCAAGGACUGCGCUCUGCCUCGCUGGCACAUGAAGGACUUCUUCCACUCCUUCCUCAUCGUCUUCAGGGUUCUGUGCGGCGAGUGGAUCGAGACCAUGUGGGACUGCAUGGAGGUGGCCGGGCAGCCGCUCUGCAUCCUCGUCUUCAUGCUGGUCAUGGUCAUCGGGAACCUGGUGCUGCUGAACCUCUUCCUGGCUCUGCUCCUCAGCAGCUUCAGCUCCGACAACCUCUCGGCUCCGGACGACGACGGCGAGAUGAACAACCUGCAGAUCGCCAUCCACCGGAUCACCAGGGGCCUGGCCUGGUGCCGCCGACAGGUGGUGGACUUCUUCAACGGGAACCUGAAGCGCCGCCGGCAGAAGCGAAAGGAGGCCAAGGCCAUGAUGAAGCUGAAGCGCCUGAGCACGAUCCACAGCGAAGCCAACGGCGCCGUCAUAGACAGUGAACUCACCAUAGACAGUGAACUCACCACAGACUGUCCUAUGGUUACGUCAGACAGUGAACGCACCACAGACUGUCCUGCAGUUAUGUCAGACAGUGAACUCACCACAGACUGUCCUNAGAAGUACGUGGUCCCGGAGGACGACAGCUACAUGACCAACCCCAACCUGACCAUCAGCGUCCCGAUCGCUCCCGGAGAGUCGGACGUGGAGUUCCCCGAGGAGGAGGAGGAGGAGGAGGAGGAGGAGGCCGAGGAGGAGCAGAGCGACGACGAGAUCAGCCUAUCGGAGGGCAGCACGGUGGACCUGAGGAAGCCCGGCGAGGAGGAGGACGAGUACUCGGAGAUGGCCGAGGAGGCGAUGGACCCCGACAACUGUUUCCCCGACAUGUGCGUCGCCAGGUUUCACUGCUGCGACAUCGACACGACUGCGGGACUGGGCCAGAUCUGGUGGAGGAUGAGGAAGACCUGCUACCAGAUCGUGGAGCACAGCUGGUUCGAGUCCUUCAUCAUCUUCAUGAUCCUGCUCAGCUCCGGAGCGCUGGCCUUCGAGGACAUCUACAUCGAGCAGAGGAGGGUCGUCAAGGUGGUGCUCGAGUACGCCGACAAGAUCUUCACCUACAUCUUCAUCCUGGAGAUGAUGCUCAAGUGGCUGGCCUACGGCUUCAAGAAGUACUUCACCAACUACUGGUGCUGGCUCGACUUCCUCAUCGUCGAUGUGUCGUUGGUCAGUUUGGUUGCCAACACUCUGGGUUACUCCGACUUUGCAGCCAUCAAGUCGCUCCGGACGCUCCGAGCCCUGCGGCCCCUCAGAGCUCUCUCCAGAUUUGAAGGCAUGAGGGUGGUGGUGAACGCCCUGAUCGGGGCCAUCCCCUCCAUCAUGAACGUGCUGCUGGUCUGCCUCAUCUUCUGGCUCAUCUUCAGCAUCAUGGGCGUCAACCUGUUCGCCGGCAAGUUCGGCCGCUGCGUCAACCGCACCGGCCACAUCUACGACGCCUCCUUCAUCAACAACAAGAGCGAGUGCGAGGCGUUCAACGACACCUCGCUGUUCUACUGGAGCAAGGUCAAGGUCAACUUCGACAACGUGGGCGCCGGGUACCUGGCUCUGCUGCAAGUGGCGACGUUCAAAGGCUGGAUGGAGAUCAUGUACGCAGCAGUGGACUCCAGAGCCGUCGAGGAGCAGCCGAUCAAGGAGGUCAACCUGUACAUGUACCUGUACUUCGUCAUCUUCAUCAUCUUCGGCUCCUUCUUCACCCUCAACCUGUUCAUCGGCGUCAUCAUCGACAACUUCAACCAGCAGAAGCGAAAGAUAAGCUCCACGCUCUUCAUCUGUGUUUCAGGGAUCGUACUUGCUGACAUCAUUGAGAAGUACUUCGUUUCGCCCACCUUGUUCCGAGUGAUCCGAUUGGCCCGAAUCGGACGCAUUCUUCGUCUCAUCAGAGGCGCUAAGGGAAUCCGGACGUUGCUGUUUGCCCUCAUGAUGUCCCUUCCAGCUCUCUUCAACAUUGGACUCCUCCUCUUCCUCGUCAUGUUCAUCUACGCCAUCUUCGGCAUGGCCAACUUCGCCUACGUGAAGCGGCAGGCAGGGAUUGAUGAUAUGUUUAACUUCGAGACGUUUGGGAACAGCAUGAUCUGCUUGUUCCAGAUCACCACCUCAGCCGGCUGGGACAGCCUGCUUAGCCCCAUCCUCAACAACUCCCCCGAGGAGUGCAACCCCAACAUCCCCCACACCGGCACCACCGUCAGGGGCAACUGCGGGAACCCAUCGGUGGGCAUCACCUUCUUCGUCACCUACAUCAUCAUCUCCUUCCUCAUUGUGGUGAACAUGUACAUCGCCAUCAUCCUGGAGAACUUCAGCGUGGCGACGGAGGAGAGCACUGAACCGCUGAGCGAGGACGACUUCGAGAUGUUCUAUGAGGUCUGGGAGAAGUUUGACCCGGAAGCCACGCAGUUCAUCGAGUACGCCAAGCUGUCCGACUUCGCCGACUCGCUGUCGGAGCCGCUGCGCAUCGCCAAGCCGAACAAAAUCAAACUGAUCUCCAUGGACCUGCCCAUGGUCAGUGGGGACAAAAUCCACUGCCUGGACAUCCUGUUUGCCUUCACCAAGCGCGUCCUGGGCGAAUCGGGCGAGAUGGACGCCCUCAAGCAGCAGAUGGAGGAGAAGUUCAUGAUGGCCAACCCAUCCAAGAUUUCCUACGAGCCGAUCACAACAACUUUGAGGCGCAAACAGGAAGAAGUCUCCGCCACUGUCAUCCAGAGGUGCUACCGCAGACACCUGGUGAGGCGACAGAUGAAGGCCAAAGAAGGGCUGAUCGCCGCCAUGAUGAGGGAAAACUACGGCUCGAGUUUGUUAGGGAUGGAGCGCUCCGAGACCAUUUCCUCCACCUCGUCUCCGCCGUCGUACGACAGCGUGACGCGAGCGACGUCCGAAAUCUUUCACCCGCUCGCCGUCAAGACGGAGACGGUUGUUGACACUGGAGGCAGCGAACAGAGCGAACAGUCGGCGCUCGACACCGACAGACAGCAGGAAACGGUACCGUAGUGGGAACCGAAAAGCAAAAAAUUUUACAAAUGAGGAUUUUCUCGUUUUGGGUAAAGCCUGUUUGUUCUUUCGUUUACUGAAUGUACCACAGCUGAGGAGCACCGAGGAACGCU